Penaeus vannamei (Pacific white shrimp) is the source of this 991-nucleotide messenger RNA. The record is from RefSeq and is a predicted model, not a curated record. Lineage: Eukaryota; Metazoa; Arthropoda; Malacostraca; Decapoda; Penaeidae.
UACGGCUCUCAGUGAAACAUGACAGCCCGGAAACCAACACCGCCAAAAAACUGACAGAAAACUUGAGUAUUUAUUCAGUUGACACUUGCUGGUAGUUUUAAAAGGGGCCCUUCAACAUUCCUCUACGAUGACCAGACACCUAGCACUCUUGCAUGUCAUUCUUUACAUCGUUUACGGUCUUCCAAGCACACGAGGUCGCCAGGUGGAGGACACGUCAGACCAGCACCAGAUCACAUGGGGUCGACCGAACUCCAACAUGGCUUACUUUGCAGACACCACAUUGGUCAACAUAACGGCUGUGGUUGGGCAGCAAACGAGGCUUCCUUGCAGGGUCCUCAACCUGGAUAAGAGAGAUGUAUCCUGGAUAAGACAGCGUGAUCUACACAUCCUGACAGUGGGAAUCCUUACCUAUACUAGCGAUGACAGGUUUCAGGUUUACCACCCGGAGAACAGCGAAGAGUGGCACUUGGACAUCAACCCAGUCACCUUCAGAGACUCAGGGAUCUACGAGUGCCAAGUGUCAACGAGUCCAAAGAUCUUCCUACCUGUCCGAUUAAAUGUGGAGGUUCAGCAAGCGAAGAUCCAAGGCCCGAAGGAGAUAUACAUCCAGAACGGAUCGACCAUUAAACUGACCUGUAUCGUCAGCACGCACUCAGAGAAUUCCGGGACGGUGGUUUGGUACCGCGACACCACGGAGCUGGACUACGAUUCUCCGAGGGGCGGCGUAAGCGUGGAGAUCGAGAAGACGCCUUCCAAGACCACUUCCAAGCUCUUCCUGACGAGGGCGGUGAAGGGGGACUCGGGAAACUACACGUGCGCGCCGGAGUUUGCUGAGGCAGCUUAUAUCCUCGUCCACGUGGUCAAUGGCGAGGAGUCGGCGGCGGUGCACACGGCGGGCAGCUGCAGCGUCAGGAGUGAGAUGCAGGUCCUCGUCGUGGUCCUCCUGGUGCUUCUGCUGAGUCAGGCAGCUCGGUGACCCACUCGUCUGUGU